Drosophila sulfurigaster albostrigata is the source of this 3610-nucleotide messenger RNA. RefSeq names its product G-protein coupled receptor dmsr-1 (gene MsR1). Gene Ontology annotation, cellular component: membrane. Gene Ontology annotation, molecular function: G protein-coupled peptide receptor activity. Gene Ontology annotation, biological process: G protein-coupled receptor signaling pathway. Bases 684 to 2126 code for a protein of 480 amino acids. The record is from RefSeq and is a predicted model, not a curated record. NCBI's taxonomy places the organism in Eukaryota, Metazoa, Arthropoda, Insecta, Diptera, Drosophilidae. The transcript is spliced from 4 exons.
CGCCAAAAGCUGCUGCGAAACGCAGCACAGUUUUGAUUGCCUCUCGGCACGUUUAGCUUGCCUCGCAUCGCAUCGCAUCACGUCGCGCAUUGUGUCGUCGUGGUCGUCGCUCGACAGUCGCAAAUUCGCAAGUCGCCAGUCGCCAGUUGCCGUUCACCAUUCGUUGUUCAGUCGUCAGAGUCCGGAUCCUUGUUUUGCCAAUAUGCUGUGCCCUUUUCGCAUACUUGUGUCAGUUGUAUUUUGUAUUUCGUGCACUGCGAAUCGGCUCAUUCGCUCGAUCAGUUAAACCCAAAAGAAACAGCUUAUCAAAUAAAAAAAAAAAAACUGUGAAACAAUGUUUUCUUUCGGAUUGAAAUUCUUUUACAAAUAUUUGAAUAAAUUCUGCAAAUACUAAAAAAAUGUGUGUGUCGCUUGAAGCAGUGUAAAACAAAAAAAUAAAUAACAAUUUGCGCUUGGAAUUUACACCGAGAAACGUAACGCGCAAUCCCCAGUUGCACACUUGUCUAAUAUAUUUUCACAAUAUUUAAUUAUUAAUGCGUCUGCGGGCAGCGGACAUUCUAUGCAGCUGCUGUCGGCCUUGGCGGCUGCGUUGCGCUGACGAGCAGCAGCAACAAUAGACUGUCAACAACAACUAGAGCUCGAAGAGAGAAGGACAACGACAACGGCAACGACAACGACAAACAAUGGCCAGUGGCAAUAAUGAUACAACGCCGCUCUACUGCGGCAGCGGCAUGGAUAAUUUUCAUACGAGCUAUAAGAACAUGCACGGUUAUGUCUCGCUCGUCGUCUGUAUUCUGGGUACCAUUGCGAAUACGUUGAACAUCAUUGUGCUGACACGCAAGGAGAUGCGUUCACCCACAAAUGCCAUACUCACGGGCUUGGCAGUUGCUGAUCUGGCUGUGAUGCUGGAGUAUAUGCCGUACACAGUGCAUGACUAUAUCUUAACAGACAGUUUGCCUCGUGAGGAGAAGCUCAGCUAUAGCUGGGCCUGCUUCAUCAAGUUCCACUCGAUCUUCGCCCAGGUGUUGCACACCAUCUCCAUUUGGUUGACGGUCACCUUGGCCGUGUGGCGCUACAUUGCUGUGGGAUAUCCGCAGAAGAAUCGCUUGUGGUGCGGCAUGCGCACCACCAUCAUAACCAUAACCACCGCUUAUGUGGUGUGUGUGCUUGUGGUGUCGCCUUCGCUCUAUCUGAUCACAGCCAUCACGGAGUGGAUGGAUCAGCUGGAUGCGCAGGGCAAGCUGAUCAACAACAUACCGAUGACCCAGUAUGUCAUCGACUACAACAACGAAAUGCAGUCCAUGGUGGCCGCCUUGAAUGCCACGCCCAGCAGUCUACUGCAGUCGAACGAGACGCAGUGGUUCAAUGUGACCACGCCGCUGCCACAAGUGGUGCCCACUUCGCUGGUGGCACGCAAUGUGACCGUGUAUCGAUUGUAUCACAGCGAUUUGGCGCUGCACAAUGUCUCGCUGCGGAAUACAACGUUCCUCAUCUACAGCGUGCUCAUCAAGCUGAUACCGUGCAUAGCACUGACCAUACUCUCGGUGCGUUUAAUACUCGCACUGCUCGAGGCGAAACGACGACGUAAGAAACUGACCAGCAAACCGGCAGCAGCCAGCAAUGUCAAUGGCAAGUCUGUAAUCAAUGGCAAGGCAGCGGAGCGGCCACGAAAGAACAGCAAAACACUGGAGAAGGAGAAGCAAACGGAUCGCACGACGCGCAUGUUGUUGGCUGUGUUGCUACUCUUCUUGAUCACAGAGUUUCCGCAGGGCAUCAUGGGACUGCUGAAUGUGCUGCUGGGCGAUGCCUUCCUCAUGGAAUGCUAUUUAAGACUGAGUGACCUUAUGGAUGUGCUGGCAUUGAUUAACUCCAGCAUCAACUUCAUACUCUAUUGCUCGAUGAGCAAACAGUUUCGCAGCACUUUCACUUUAUUGUUUCGCCCCAAGUUCCUCGACAAGUGGCUGCCAGUGGCCCAGGAUGAGCUGGCUGCCACGCGUGCCGAUGGACUGCGUUCGGUUGUGGCUGCCGCGCCGGACAACUGUCAUACGAUGGCGUUGCACAAGCAGCCGCAAGUGGUGACACUUGCUGCCACUACCACAACCACCACCCAAGUGACGAAUCUGUAGCAGCAGUCAUCGUCGCAGCAACCCAAAGUGGCUGUCGAUGGUGCUGCUGCAAUGGGACUGCGCGCACGCCUGCUCAGUGUCCUGAGGCGACGUCAAGCGGAGCGCGGUGCAGCAGCGAGUGAAAGAGAUGCCACUAAUGCUGCCACGCUGCAGUUCCAAACGAUUGUUGUGGUUGUGGACAAGAGCAGCGGUGCCAUAGACCAUCAGAUAUGUCAGAGUCCCACUCCCAAGCAUGUAACGUGAUGAGCUCAGAGCGUGAGUUUAGCAUAGCUUAUGUAAGAUAUGAUAACUAGUAGAGACAGAAAUCUACUCGUAUAUUUGGUCCAACACACAUUUUACGGUUGAUGAAUUAUUUAGUGGUGCACACAAUAAACUAUAUUGCAUACAUUAAGGCGUUUUGCAUAUUACAAAUGAAAAAAUGAGAAAAAAAACCCAAAGUGAAGCGCGCGGAAAAAACAAAAUUCCACAUCAUUCAUACGCACCGUUGGCUUUCGAAAUGUGAAAGACAAAACACUGCGUUUCACAGCUCAUUGCCAAAUAUAGAUGUAUAGGAAAAUAUGUACAUAUUUUUUUAAUUUUUGCACACACAUCAUGCAAGGACACGCCCCUCUUCCCCCUUCCCCAUGCUGCUGCCCUUUUCGAUCCGUGGGUGAAAUCAAACGGAAUGACUAAGCAGAUAUGACGUGUUUCCUUGCCCCUUUUUCUCACACUAUGCAAAAACUCCACAAAUAACUACGAAUUUUUUAUAGCAACUAUUAAUGUAUAUAAUAAAUGGAUAAACGAAAAUAUAAAUCAUAUACACAAAUAUGUACAGAUAACAAUAAAGUUGUUACAUUUGAGUUAUGAGCUGCAAUCCUAAUGGAAUUCAACUUAAAUAGGCUCGCAGGAGUAUUAACAAUAUAUAUAUAAAUAUAUAUAAUAAAUAUUUAUGAAAAUAAAUUAAUCGAUAAGAAAAAUAGCGUACAGCUUUUUGUACUUCAAGCUUAAGGCCAAUCGAAAUAAAUAUUUGAAAUAAUAAAUAAUUGUUGUUGAAUCGCAAGCGUCGACUGUUUAAUUUUAGAUAUUUAAGUGAUACGUGAGAGAAGGCUGCAUGAAAAAUCUAUUAAAUAUGCAUAGAAUAUUCAUAUUUGAAUCACACUCGUGAAAAAAUUUCGCAUUGAUUGAUUGAAGUGUUUGCAAUUGAGCCCCGGCAAAUAUUUUCAAUCGGAGACUUUGACGUAAAGUUCUGAACAUUAACCACGAAAUUGUUUUUGUGUUGCGCUUGUUGACAAUUAACAAUUAAUAAUACAGAACAACAAAAAAUCAAAUACAAAUGUUUCACAUGAUAAAAUCGUAGAUAAUGUAAUGUAAAGUAUACUCAAUAAAUUAAUGGUUUAAAUUGUAAUUGUAAUUGUAAUUGUAAUUGAUUUCAAAAAUGGUUGCCAUUAUGUUUGUAUUAAACAAAUAAGAAUAAUAAUAAUAAUAUAAUAAUCAAUAAAGUUGUU